CGACAAAGAAGCCGUCCGUGCCCUGGCACUGCUGUCCCCGCCCCACCUCAUUUCCCCACGCCAGGCUUCCAGUUGACGCCCGUCUACGCUCCGAAGGUUAGGCAGCGUCCGCCCUGCAACCUUGCCCUACAUACAUGCCAUGUUUCGCACCACUUCACCAGCUUCAUCCGACCCGUCGUCGUCUAUCUCAACGCUCUUCUCUUGAUUCCUUUGCUGACAUGGCUGAUAGCAGCCCAGAGUCUUCCCAGGACCUGAGCUUCCCUCCAGUUCGGGUCAACCGUUCUCUGGCCAGGCUAGACCUGGACGCCCUCAUUAUGCGUUCCAACCCUCGGCUGCACGCCGAAGAGGCUUCAGGUGCCCUCGACGACAGCACCUACGAUAUGCUGGCGGAGGAUGCGUAUGAGACGUCUGACGACGAGGGCCAUACUGAGUCACUGGCCUCUACCGAUGGCCACACACCCGAUGAUGUGUCAAGCAUCGAUGACACGGAGGAGGAGUUCGACGAUGGUGAUCUUGUCGAUGCAUCGCAGCAGCUGCCCAACCCCCUCGCUGCAUCCUCGAAUGAGCCGUUCGACCCUCAGCCACGGACAAGCCCGGAUGACAGCGUGAUCACUUCGAAGACUGAUACACAGUUCGGCGAGGCUUCGCACAUCCAGAUCGAGGAACACUCUGCAACCGGACAAGACAGCCUGGACGGCUGUGGCAUCUUGCGGGUGUUUGACCAAGCCCUUGGGGUCGAUGUCCUCCAGCCUUACGAUUGCCCCGAUAUUCGAUUCACUGUCAGACUAGCUUUGUCUCAGCGUUUCCUCUCCAUCUCAGAGACGUUCAGGGUGAUGUAUGUGGGAGACUUCCCGGACUGGGCUAAAGACGAGAUCACAGGUCAGAUUGGAGCAGCGCUCGAUGUCAGCUCCCAUUCGUCUCGAUUCAGUGUUGUUCGAAUACACGAAGGAGCGUCUGCCAACAAAGUGCAGCUUGUCGAGUCCCCUAACGUUCUUCUGGACGUAGUUGAUUGCACCCCACUCAAGAUAAUCGAGCGCGCGGGAAAGCCACAUAGCAUCCAGUUGACGCUAAAGGAGGGGAAGCAGCUCGUCUUCGGUCCAAGCAGGGCUCCUCAGCUCCUUGGCGAAUCCAAUGCCUUCCAAGCUCCUGAUCUUGUGGUUCUCUGUCAUUCUGCAUUGCAGCCUGAACCAGAGUCAGAUUCAGAGAUUGAACAGACCAAACAGAUACGCUUUGCUCGCAAGACAUUUAAAGCGCACAACAUUCCCUGUCUCGACAUAGGUAUGGUUUGGCCCUUUCGUAACUGUCCGAAAGCAUUCGCUUUUGACGGUGACAGCCUUCGGCUCUGCGUAGAAGGUCGGCUGGGGUCUGGCCAUGAAUAUCAGAUUCUCGACACUCUUCCCAUUGAUAUCUACGGUUUCCUCCAAAUCGAACCGUCACAGCUGAAUCGGCACUUGGCAUACAUCAGCGGGUCUCAAGGGGAUCCAUAUCCUCGAUCAUUCCUAGCUAAUGCUAAAGGCAAUAUGGCACAAGAGCACCUGACAAAAGAUCAAUCAAGGUGGAGCAUGCGCAACAUUGUCCCCACCUUUGCGAAAGAUGCCCACAGUGCGAAUGAAAGCGAAUGGUGGCAGAAAUUGAAACUGUGUGGAACCGUCCUUGCUCUCAUAGUCAUGUUGGUGGUAUCGUCGAUCGCAUCAGGAUUUUCACUCAUUUCUCCACCCAAUGUCGCUCAGAAGGAAGUUCUUUCAACAGCAUCAACAUCCCAUUCUUUAUGCACCUCAGCACCGGCUACACAGGUCAGUGUUUCUUCUCCAUUGGUUAGCCCCAUACCGGCAGCUACUUCCGUCAUCAAGUCUAUAUCGAGGGAUCUCACAAUAGUGAAUUCGGAAGAAACCCCUUCUAGAAGUCAGCAGGACCGGUCUUCUUCCUUGAAGGAAGCCAACUCGCAGGGCUUCCAGGUUCAGGUCACUGGAGACCACCAAUUCAUGCUUACACCUGUGGGGAAUCUUGUCAACGGAAGGCGGAAACCCCAGAUUCAGAUCCAAGUCGUUCGCCAUUCCCAGAUCGUUCCUGUCCGCAUGACUCGAUCCAACGAUGGCAGCUAUACUGUUGACCUUGAGCGGGAAUAUCCACUAGGCUCUUUCAACGUCAGCAUUGUGGCGAGGCGAAAGCCACUGCUCUACCAAGAUUUUGAGAUCAAGCUCGGAUCCAGCAAGUCCAGGAUAUCCUUCUUGAUUGACAACAUAAACCAUGUGUGCAAGAGCUUGAAGCACGACGUUGCUAUGGCGCAGCACAAUCUGAAAGAUCUAUCAAGCCAAGUUACUAAAGGCUUCCAUGAAGGGAUGGAUCGAUUGGAAGACAGUGCCGCAGCUGCAUUUGGGCAAACAAGGCAUUGGACACAUCGAAUUCAACAUUCAACUCAGAGCGCUGCAGGGCAUCUUCAGGGGGCUUCGAGAGUGGCUUGCCAUCAUUUGAGUGCUGGAGCCAAAGUCACGAAGGACGUCGCGACAUUCAUUCGUCAAAACUUGCAGGGCAGCACCUCUCGCUUUUCAGGAUUGGUGCAGCAAUUACCUGGAGUGCGUAUACCUACUCUUUGGGAGACCACCCGUAGAGUACGUACAUCACGAAACAUUCACAAAGCUCGCAAAAACGCUCUUCGGUUAUGGGAGAAAGCUAAGAAAGCGGAUCGGAAAGCACGGGAACGCUCAGAGAAGGAGAUGGAGAAGCACAAGCGGAUCAUGGAUCGCAAGGGACGCAAACUACGGAUCAAGGCGCAGAAGCUGAGAGACAGGAGCAGGGGUUAGGACUCCUGGCAAGCUCUGAGGUAGAUCUAUCGUCAUCAUUGUCAUCAUGAGAAGGCGUUUGUGAUUGUUUGCCUGAAGGGUCGCAGGGCAUGCGGAGUCCGGGAUGAGAAGCACAUAUUGGCAAAUGACACCGCGAGGAAACACAAUACCCAGGUGCCUUCGGAUUGCACGCUCUUGGUUGCGGUUGUGGCGCUUGGUGACCUAGUUAUAUGAUGGGGAACGAAUGCUUAUAUCUGUGGUAACUGAAUUGUAUUUCGUAAUUACUGCACAUGUGUGCCUUAUA
Messenger RNA from Lindgomyces ingoldianus, 3084 nucleotides. RefSeq lists its product as uncharacterized. The record is from RefSeq and is a predicted model, not a curated record. The transcript has a single exon. Bases 219 to 2801 code for a protein of 860 amino acids. Lineage: Eukaryota; Fungi; Ascomycota; Dothideomycetes; Pleosporales; Lindgomycetaceae.